CGUUGUGGUUAUGUUCUUUUCAUCUUCAUGGUCACUGGCAUAUUCUUUUUUGUCUCUACGAGGCUCUUCCUCGGUUUCGGGUGGAGUAGGCAGCCUGUUAUCAACUGGAUAUUGCAAUACUGGCCGUUUUCCCUUGUCCUCGAAAGAGGACUCGGGUGAUUGACGAGAUGGGCCCUGGUCCAUCCGUGGUGGCACAAGUCCCUGAGUGGUUGGUGUAGAAGGGGUGAGGGGAGUAAGUGGACUAUAUGCAGAUGUAAAGUAGUUGCCGGGAUGCAGUGGACCAGGGGGUCGAGCCAUCUGGUAGCUCAUCAUGGCCUGGUACAUCUGUGCAGCGACAAGCGCAGCGGUUAUAUUCAGUGGAUUUGGUACCGAUGACAUGCCGAAUUUGUACGAGACGAAGGAGCGACGUGAAGGACUGCCACCGAGAGAGAGGUAGAAGGGGGGUUGAACGGUCGAUAACACAAGAGAGGGGUUAAGAGAGGGCAGGGAAGGUUGAAGGAGUGAGGUUCGUGGGAUAAUCCACGGCAGGAGUCAGCGUUUUAAAAAUAACCAGGAGCGGCCACAACCAGGAGUACUGUUUGCUGCUGGUCGCAGUGGAUCAAGAGAACAACGUUGAAGAAGUUUGCCACUUGACGCUGAAUAUUAAUGCAAAUGCAUGAAUGACCUGGCUUCCUAUUCUUCUGCCACUAGAAGACGAGACGAUCCACAAAUGAAAAAUGAGAGUGGCCUUGGAGUGAAUUGCAAGAAUGGGCACCUACUCGACGAUUCAGAAAAAAAAAGUGGUGGUUUGGGAUAAAAUUAAAGUUACGUCCUCAUCUAGAUCGUCGUUUUCCUCCAGCCGAGCCUCGAUUCUGACAAACGAAAUAUGCACGUCUCGAUAGCACAAAUCACUGUCCUGCAACUGUGUAAAGUAUGCAUGAGUGAAGGUACAGAGUAGGGACAAAGAAGCACCAAGUGCGAAAUUAGCGGGAUAUGCCAGCCACUUCUAGCCUUGCGGCACCAAACGGUGUCUUUCAUUUCAUUCAUCCUCAUUCAGUGUCUCUUCAGUCUUGCUGGCCUCUUUAUCAUUCAUUUAAUCGACAGUACCACCAUCAAGCCUAGCAAUGCACACAAACUCAAACAGUGAAGCGAAGUCGUCAGCCCUCCUCGCACACAUUAUCUCUCAGACACAAUCCAACAUCGAUUUCCUCGUGUCGCAGAACUACCUGCGCGCAUCGGAUGCAGCAGGUAUACUAUCCAAGCUUUCUGCACUUUCAGAAGAAGGUGCUACAAGUGAACGGCCUGGUGUCAGCAGGAAUGCAACGGGGAACAGUGGAAAUGGACGUACUGAGGAACAGGGAAGAGGCAGCCCUGUGUUGAGUGUGGCAGAACGUAUGCGACACUUGAGCGUCAAUGGGCAUGUCAAUGGGGAGCGAGAUGGUAUUGAAAGGGCGCCAUCUCCGCCUAAGGCCGUAAUGUCGACGAGUCUGAGACGGGCUGUCCCACCACCUGCACCUGCACCACGAACUCCUCAGGCUAGGGCUUUAUGGGAUUACAAUGAAAACGGCUCAGAUCCGAACGACCUCUCCUUCCGUGCAGGAGACAUAAUCGACAUAGUCAGCGAAACAAACGCAGACUGGUGGACAGGUCGCAUUAAUAACAAGCAAGGUCUUUUCCCAUCUAAUUAUGUCGAGAAACUACCCUCUGCUUCUGAUAAUGGCUCAAGGUCACCAAUUGGUGCACCUAUUCCUGUACCCGAGCCAAUGGGCGGAAUGUUCGGCCAGCCUUCGAGGACACCGAGUUACUCUUCUUCUCCGGCCCCACCCUUCCCUAAUGCUGGACCUGCAUCUUACAAUAGACCACCCCAGCCAAGCUGGCAGGCACAACCAUAUGGAUACGGAAACGAGAAGCAACAACAAAUGUACGCCCCACCUCCUCAAGGUCCUCCCGCCGCACCUCCACCUCCUCAGGCGGAACCAAAGAAAAGCAAGUUUGGUGGACUUGGCAACACGAUGGCAAACUCUGCUGCUGGAGGUGUGGGCUUUGGUGCUGGUGCUGCUGUUGGCAGCGGGAUCAUCAAUUCUAUUUUCUGAAUAUGAGGAUUUGGAGUUUGUGGAGGAUGCCACCUUCGUAAACUCAGUAGUCAUUUUAGAUCUUCACACCCCUAUCCCAGCGAUCCAUUUGGACGUGGACAGACGUUUUUGGUCUUCAUUGUAUUGUACUCUCCUGCCUGUGAUCCGUUUGAGCGAAGACACAUUUCAUUCACCUUGCACACCGUCUCGUCACCCCUUUUACCCCCUAUUUAUAUUGCAUCUGGAUCAAGUUGGACCGUAUCUUGCGUCUGGUUUGGUUGUAAAAUAGCCAUUUUAGUACAUAGAAUAUUGUUUCACUCUGCUUUCUUGCUUUCAAUGUCGUCACCUUGUGAGUUUGACGUGUUUGCCAGGUGCUUCGUUGAUGCACUUUUCUUGGUCCG
Messenger RNA from Fomitiporia mediterranea MF3/22, 2452 nucleotides. RefSeq lists its product as uncharacterized. Gene Ontology annotation, cellular component: ESCRT-0 complex. Bases 1104 to 2072 code for a protein of 322 amino acids. The record is from RefSeq and is a predicted model, not a curated record. Gene Ontology annotation, biological process: protein transport to vacuole involved in ubiquitin-dependent protein catabolic process via the multivesicular body sorting pathway. The transcript has 5 exons. Lineage: Eukaryota; Fungi; Basidiomycota; Agaricomycetes; Hymenochaetales; Hymenochaetaceae. Gene Ontology annotation, molecular function: protein binding.